Molecule: messenger RNA, 1617 nt
Organism: Sus scrofa (pig)
Lineage: Eukaryota; Metazoa; Chordata; Mammalia; Artiodactyla; Suidae
Source: RefSeq, a predicted model, not a curated record
AUGGAAAAAGAAGUAGAUGAAAGGCUACCUGACAGAGCCUCAAGACCUCAUUUGACUCUAAGUAACAACUACACAGCGGUGACUGAGUUUAUUCUCCUGGGACUGACAGAUCGACCUGAGUUGCAGCCUCUCCUUUUUGUGGUAUUCCUCGUCAUCUACCUUAUCACAGUAAUCGGCAAUGUCAGCAUGAUUUUAUUAAUCAGAAGUGACUCAAAACUUCAUACUCCGAUGUACUUCUUCCUCAGCCACCUUGCCUUUGUAGAUCUCUGUUACACCACUACUGUCACUCCUCAGAUGCUGGUUCAUUUCUUAUCCAAGAGAAAAACCAUUUCCUUUCUUGGUUGCUUCAUACAGUUCCACUUUAUCAUUGCCCUGGUGAUCACAGAUUAUUAUUUGCUCACAGUGAUGGCUUAUGACCGCUACAUGGCCAUUGGCAAACCCUUGCUCUAUGGGAGCAAAAUGUCCCAAAGUGUCUGCCUCGCUCUUGUUGCUACUCCUUACAUUUACGGCUUUGCCAAUGGUCUAGCACAGACCAUCCUGAUGCUCCGCCUCUCCUUCUGUGGACCCAAUGAAAUCAGCCACUUCUACUGUGCUGACCCACCUCUCUUAGUCCUGGCCUGCUCAGAUAUGUAUGUCAAAGAGACUGCCAUGUUUAAAGUGCCCAUCACCAAUGCCAGUGCACUGACAGAAGUCAUCCUCCUGGGGCUCACAGAUUUCCCAGAACUCCAGCCUCUCCUCUUUAUGCUGUUCCUGGUCAUUUACCUCGUCACCAUCCUAGGCAACCUGGGCUUGAUGGUGUUAAUCCAACUGGAUCCUCGCCUUCACACCCCCAUGUAUUUAUUCCUCACCAACUUAGCCUUUGUGGACUUGUGCUACACCUCAAAUGCAACCCCACAGAUGCUGACUAAUCUGUUCUCAGAGAAGAAGACCAUCUCAUUUGCUGGCUGUUUUGCACAGUGUUACAUUUUCAUAGCACUGCUCCUCACUGAGCUUUACAUGCUGGCAGCCACGGCCUAUGACAGCUCUGUGGCCAUAUGCGACCCUUUGCGCUACAGUGUUAAGAUGUCCAGGCGUGUCUGCUUGUGCUUGGCCACAUUUCUUUAUGCUUAUGCCUUCUCAAAUGUGUUCCAGGCCAUCCUGACCUUCUGUUUGACCCUCUGUAGAUCCAAUGUCAUCCACCAUUUCUACUGUGCUGACCCACCACUCAAACUUUCUUGCUCUGAUACUUAUGUCAAAGAGCAUGCCAUGCUCAUAUCAGCUGGUUUCAACCUUUCCAACUCCCUCACCAUCAUCCCAGUGUCUUAUGCCUUCAUUAUUGCCACCGUCCGCAGGAUCAAAUCAGCAGAGGGAAGGCACAAGGCAUUCUCCACCUGUGGUUCCCACAUGAUGGGUGUAACCCUCUUUUAUGGCACCCUCUUCUGCAUGUAUGUAAGACCACCCAUAGAGCAGACUGUUGAAGAAUCCAAAAUCACAGCUGUCUUCUACACCUUUGUAAGUCCACUGCCUUAUCCGUUGAUCUACAGCCUGUGGAACAAAGAUGUAAAGCAGGCCUUGAAGAGAGUGCUCAGUAGAAAUGUCACUAAGAUGGCAAUGCCUCCCAUUUUCAAUAAACCAUAA